AAGAAAAAUCAUGAGUAACGCCGACGAGAGAAAGCUUACGACUGAGGAAGAAAUAAACGAGAGCUCUGACGACGACAGUGGCUAUCUUUGUACCGAUGAGAAAGGAGAUUUCCGCCAAAUUGUUCUGGGACUUCCCGCACUGAGUCUCGCUGAAAGCUUUCUCGCGGAUGAAACCACCCGUAAUAAAGCCAAAGUUGCGGCAACACUUAUUGUUACUGCCGCUGAAGAAGCGGUCGGGAAGACAGAUCAACCUUUGGCAGGAACUGGUAGCACUGUUGGGGCUCCCGACAAUAAGAUCAAAGUUGGACGACCUCGUGUCUUGUUGGAAGCUCUUGCUGCAGGUUCCGGGUCUACAACUGUCGGUUCCACCGAGGACGAAGAGCCUAUUAAAAAGGCCAAAAGAAAAGGGGCGGCGCUAUUAACCAAUCCGCCAAUAGGGCCGCCGAAGUGUAACAUUUGUCAGAAACCUUUCAGUUCCUGGAAGGCUGUCUUUGGACACUUAAGGCAGCACAAGAAUCGUGGAUAUUUAGGUUUUCUUCCACCACCAACAUUUGAUGCGGCUGAGGAAAGAUCAGGUGGGACGGUUGCUGCUUCUUCUGAUGGUGGAGCGUCGGGUUUAGGCACCGGAGGGUUAGGGAUUGAUCUCAAUGUUAGUCCAAUUGAGGAGGAUGAAGAAGCAGCUUUCACUCCAAAAUUUGAUCUCAAUAGGUCACCACCACAAGAUGACGAAGAACAGGGUGACAAAGCCGAGUAGACACAUUGAGAGACCUAAAAGGCCAAAACAUUCGAAUCAUCAUUUUUUCUCGUUUAAUUUCAAUAAUGUGCAUGUGCGUAUGCAAGCAAAUAUUCGUCUUCAGUAACAUUGUUUUCUUCCGUGUGAAAUUCUGAAAUAUUCAGUCUAUGACCCUAUUAUUGUUCCAUCGUAAAAUUUAUUAUUUUCAUUAAUUCUGUUGUAAUGGAAUAAGGCCUUUAUAGUAUGCACAACAUUAAUAGAGUGAAAGUUUUUUUUUUUA
Messenger RNA from Capsella rubella, 1013 nucleotides. RefSeq lists its product as uncharacterized. The record is from RefSeq and is a predicted model, not a curated record. The transcript has a single exon. NCBI's taxonomy places the organism in Eukaryota, Viridiplantae, Streptophyta, Magnoliopsida, Brassicales, Brassicaceae. The coding region runs from base 11 to 754 and encodes 247 amino acids.